AUGAAGGACUCAAACACCGGGAGUACUACCCCAACGAAUAUAGCCGUUUUAAACUUAGGAACUAAUGACAAAAAAAAUUGUGUAGCGAUUUUAGAAACGGCGCUAUAUCUGACGGAGAAGUACCUUGGCAAAAUUAUCAACAGUUCGUACAUUUACGAAACUGUCCCGGAAUACAUCGUCCUGGAUGAAGUAAACAAAAUUGGAAAGGUGACGGAGGGGCACCCCCCAAGUGAAAUUUCUUGGAUAAAGGAUUUGAUUCAGACUGUGGAAAAGUCCAGAUAUGAAGAAAGUGAAGAUUUAAUUUAUGAGUGCAAAGAACUGGAAGUGUUUUUAAAAAAUGAAAAAAUAAAUGAAAGCAUUAUCAAGGAAGUCAGUGUGGAGGAUUACGAAAAUGAGACAAGAAAAAUAAUCAAACAGAAUGACGAAAUAAUGAAGAAAAACUUAGAACAGUAUAAAGAUAAAUAUUACACGAGUUAUUUUUUUAACUUAACAGUUGUAGUUCGGACCUUUGUUGAAGACCCCCUCACCAUGCUCGUAAUUUUAAAGUACAUAGAACAAAUCAUGAAAAGAAGGGAAAGCAAAAAGGGUCAGGGAGAAAUAUUCGAAAAUCGCAUAAUAGACAUAGACAUUUUAUUUUUUAACAACUACACUAUUUUUGAGAAAAGUAUAAGUUUAAAAAAAGAAGACAUAUAUAAAAUCAUCACGAAACAUAUUCACAUAAAUCAAACUAGUGAUCAGAACCAUCUCGAAAUUAUCCAAAAUCUGGGCGACAAAAUUCGAUUCUUAUGUAUCCCUCAUGUGUACACAAAAUAUAGGUAUAGUAUUCUCCUCUGCUUAAAUGAUAUGAUUCCUGAGUAUAAGCACUGCACGUUUGAGGAAGCCAUUGGCUCAACUUAUAAAAACUAUGUUGACAAAUUUGAAGAGAAGUAUCACAUGCAUAUCAGGAAGAAUAAUAAGAGAAUAUACGUAUUGAAAGAUAAAGUGUCCUAUUUAAAAGAAAGAACUCAUAUAGUGGGCAUCUUGAAUGUUAACUAUGAUUCCUUUUCUGAUGGUGGUUUGUUUGUCGAUCCUGUGAAAGCUGUGGAGAGGAUGUUCGAAAUGACAAAUGAUGGGGCGAGCGUGAUUGACAUCGGGGGGGAAUCAUCCGCGCCUUAUGUGGUCCCCAAUCCAAAUGUUACUGAACGGGAUUUGGUCAUUCCCGUUUUGAAGCUGUUUAAGGAGAAAUGGCAUACGCUUGAGCGCGAGGUUUCCGGUGGUGAGGCAGGAUGCGCUACAAUGGACGAUGCCAAGAAAGACGCCCAACGUGACGCAGAGGGGAUCCUACAACAACUGAGGGACGCAAAACCGAUCAUCAGUAUCGACACUGUCAAUUAUGAUUUGUUCAAAGAAUGCGUGGAACACGAUUUGGUAGACAUCCUAAACGAUAUCAGUGGGUGUACACACAACCCAGAUAUUAUAAAAUUAUUAAAAAGGAAAAAUAAAUUCUAUACGGUCGUUUUAAUGCACAAGAGGGGGAAUCCACACACCAUGGAUAAGUUAACAAAUUACAAUGAUCUUAUAAAUGACAUUAAAAAGUAUUUAGAAGACCGAUUAAAUUUUCUCGUUCUCAAUGGGAUACCACGUUACCGAGUUCUCUUUGAUGUUGGCCUAGGGUUUGCAAAAAAACACGACCAAUCCAUUAAGCUGUUGCAGCAUAUUCACGUUUAUGAUGAGUAUCCGCUGUUUCUUGGCUACUCGAGGAAGCGAUUUAUUGCCCACUGCAUGGGGAAAGGUGGCGCGAUCAAUGGGGGCUUCGAACUGACUAACGGGGAUUCCAAACUGACCAAUGGUGACGCGUCACAACUGUGGAGGUUUAAAAUGAGUCACAUGCGUCAGGAUAAGGAUCAGCUUUUAUACCAUAAAAUUAUUUCCGGCGGACUAGCCAUUGCUUCGUACAGCUUCUACAAAAAGGUGGACCUUAUCAGAGUUCACGACGUGUUAGAAACCAAGACAGUCCUGGAUGUGCUCGAAAGGAUACAUCCGUCUGAGGCUAAUAUCCUUGCAGUGAACGAAAAGGCAAAAUAA
Messenger RNA from Plasmodium inui San Antonio 1, 2064 nucleotides. RefSeq names its product dihydropteroate synthase. Gene Ontology annotation, biological process: tetrahydrofolate biosynthetic process. NCBI's taxonomy places the organism in Eukaryota, Apicomplexa, Aconoidasida, Haemosporida, Plasmodiidae. The record is from RefSeq and is a predicted model, not a curated record. Gene Ontology annotation, molecular function: 2-amino-4-hydroxy-6-hydroxymethyldihydropteridine diphosphokinase activity; dihydropteroate synthase activity. Gene Ontology annotation, cellular component: mitochondrial envelope. Bases 1 to 2064 code for a protein of 687 amino acids. The transcript is spliced from 3 exons.